This is a messenger RNA of Drosophila arizonae, 3984 nucleotides long. RefSeq names its product protein unc13 homolog (gene unc-13). Gene Ontology annotation, cellular component: terminal bouton; neuromuscular junction; presynaptic active zone cytoplasmic component. Gene Ontology annotation, biological process: synaptic transmission, glutamatergic; presynaptic dense core vesicle exocytosis; synaptic vesicle priming. Lineage: Eukaryota; Metazoa; Arthropoda; Insecta; Diptera; Drosophilidae. Gene Ontology annotation, molecular function: calcium ion binding; syntaxin-1 binding; phospholipid binding. The record is from RefSeq and is a predicted model, not a curated record.
GCCUUCAAAUAUUUUUAAUAAGGAUACGAAAGUUUUUUGAUGUCGAGUAGGCAAUAAAAUGCCAUAUGCUCUUCUUGAAUUCAAAUUAAAAAACAAGUGUACGAAUGCAAAACUGAAAUUCUUCAAUGAGAGCAGAGCAAAUAUUUGUCUAGGCCUUAGUGUUUCAAUAAGGUUAUACCUACAACAUAAAACAUGACGCAUUAUGCAUGGGAUGAAGCAUGCUAUCAUAAUAAUAAAAACGAUGCCUUAUCCAGUGCUGACAGCCAACAAAUUAAUAAUAGCACCAACUAUAAUUAUGAUGAGGUGCAAUCAGGUGCAUAUGCUACUUAUGACGAUGAAUAUGGGGCUGCGGAGGAGGAGUACUCAGCCGAUGGGGAAGCUUUUGGUAGCUUUAAUCAGAACUAUGCGCCGUAUACAACAACAGCAACAAUAAUAACUGAAGAUAAUAACCCGAAUAUAGCAACAGUCGGAGCGGAGUAUUGGAGAAAUAGUUUUAGAGGUAUGGAGGGUUCUGGCUACAACAAUGGCUACAAUUUAACGAGUGGUCCUCUAAACGAUGGUUCCUCAAUGCCAAUUGAAGGUACGUACUCGAAAAAGGGCAAUCGCGUUGGCUGCCGCUUGCCGCUUGCACCUGUUAUCGAUAAUUCCAAAUAUCGUAUGCUAUCGCAACCGAUUACCUAUACCCAAAAUGUUCUCAACGAACAUACGGUUUAUGCUGACGAGAGAAUAGGAAGUUUUAUCAGUUUGCCAGCGGCAGCGCCAAUGCGAAUGUUACCCGAACCACAUCCAAGAAUACGCAACAAUACCUCACAACGAUUACUUGAAGAUAACAACAGCUUAAGCGGUAUAUUAACAACAAAUACAACAAUAACAACAACAGCAACAACCGGGACCAGGCAAAACUAUGAUGUCUUUAGCCAAAUAUCGCGACCCUAUACAUCAAUGCUGCCCCUCGAUUAUGGUGAAUAUUCGGAUUAUGCUUACAACUCGGACAAUUUGUCAGCAUAUAGCGAUACACCUCCCAUGAGCAAUACCACACAGUUGAAGCUACAGCAACAGCGCAAAAUUUCACUUAUGUUGGCAAUGACAACAGCAUCUGUGAUAGCAUCUGGAGAGACUAGGAUACCUGUACAGCAGCAACAGCAACAGUACUAUAACACGACUAGACGCAGUGAUAAUAAUAGCUAUUCAAUAUACAAUCGGAGUAUUAGUAGCACUGUAUCAACCUCGACUAGCACAACAAACUCCUCAGUUGCCUUUUCCAAUACCACUACGUUAGCUUCAGCGCGAUGGUCAAAUACUACGACGUUGACAUCGACGAUGACGACGACUAUGACGACGAAUAUGACGACGACGAUGAUGACGACGACAUCAACUAGAAAAUUGCCAAAACGUCUACCGUCACCUGCGGUACUGAACAAAUCAUCGUCAUCAAUAAUUCCCGAAGUCCUUACAUACAAUUCAUUAGAAACUCCAAUUCAUCGAACAAAACAGUUACCAAAGUUGCCCACGCUUAAAACAAAAGCUAUUCCCAGCACAGUUCCUAUUCGAGAUUUAGCAACUGUUGUUAGUUCAUCGCCAGAAAAAUUGACUUCGAUGUUAACUAGCGCGCCAUUGAAACCUAUGGACAAUAUUGAAAAUGCCAAUAGUUUUGUACAGCAGCAGCAAGAACCAUUGGCUCAGGAGCAGGGACAAGAGAAGAUGCAAGUGGAUGAAGCGUCAGUUGAUAAGAAUCACGGCGACAAUCAAUUCAAUGACCAGAGAUAUCAGAGAGUUGUGUCUAAAUCGCUUGAUUCAUUUAGCAUAUGGUCACCAGUAACUUCAACAUUACCUGAUUCGCCUGUAUUGCAUCAAAACAACGUUACUAGUCUGGUCGAGGGUAAUGUAAACGCCUCAUCUCAAAUAAAAUCAUCAAUUGAAUCAUCUUUAGAGCAGUCUUUGUCAAUACAAACAAAAAACCAUCAAAAUUUGAUUCUCACAACCACAGCAACAACAAGCUUAAACGAAGCUAAGAAAUCAUCAUUUUACAUAUCUGAGUAUUUGAAACCUUACCCAUUCGACUCCCUUAUAUUUACACCAGACAAAAAAAUCGGAAAUGCAAAGGACAGUGAGAUCAUGACUUCCACUAGUACUAGGACUGCAUAUGAUGCUCGAAAAAAUUCAAUUCCGUUGAACUCAUUGGAAACUCCAAUACCAAGUGUCAAUCAAAAUCUUAAUUCAAAUCCAAUUGCAACUUGGACAACUAGCAGUCUCAUAAACAUUGAAACGCCAUUAAGUGAAUCUUCAUCUAACGUAUCCUAUUUAUUAAGUAAGCCCAUUGCAAGCAUCGAUCAGGAAAGGGAUGAUAGUAAGAAAACAGAUUUAAAACAUUCUCACGAUACAGUUACAACUCUAAGCCACUUGAGUAACGUGCUCACAACAACUGUUGUUCCGUCUAGUCUAUCGGCGGUUGGUAUUACUAGCACUAGUUCACAAAGUAAUAUUGUCGAUUCGCCUACUUUAACCUACGUUGAUUAUAUGAAAAAGUUUGAACUACCGGAACUACCAGAACUGUCACCAAUUCCUGAUAUAUACAGUGUAACAAUUACUCAAGCACAGCCUGUACUGGCAGACACGACGUCAAAUCUCGUCGAUUUUACUGUUCAGAAUCAAGCUACAGUUAUAACCACAGCAGAGACACAGCCAUUGGAAUCAGGCAUAGACAGCUAUAAGGCUAACGAAAAUCAAAUUGGGGCUUCUAGAUGGCUGCCUGGUAUAGCUAGCCAUUCGGUAAACACAUCUUUAGCUGAUAUAAAUCUAAUAAAUUCUGAGCUCAGCUCCACGGCGGAUACAAUUAGCUCCUAUUCACAGCAGCAUGAGUCCCAAACGGAAAAACUAGUUGAAGGAGAGACGAGGGAAACUUUAAUUGGUGCUGAGCCCUUAUUAAGUCAUAUUGAGGAGCCAUUAGUAAGCAACGUAUCAGCUUUUGACGAUAGUUUUUAUGAUAGUUUUAAUGUAGAUCUAUCGGCAUUGACGGCAACAAUAGCUCACAUUGAAAGCGCCACAUCAUUAACGUCAGCUCUAAAGCAAAAUAGCAAUGGCGCUAAAUGCGAUCUAACGACAUCUAAUACCUACAUAAACAUAGGAGAAAAUAAUAAUACAAGCGAACUUACUGAGCCUUGCAGCGGAUAUUAUAAGCCAGCGCACAAACAAACAGAUGAACCGCCAGAAACAUCACCAAAAGCCAAGGUCUCCAGUGUACUAGGUGGCCUAUCAAAAGGUAUUAAAGGUGGCUUGGAUGGCGUGCUGAUCGGUGUUAGUUCAACAAUAGAACCAACUAAACAGAAUCCAGAAAGCAAUAGUAAAAAGGGUUUUGGCUUUGGACUGGCCUCUAAAUUGGUGCCAAAUGUGGGGAGCUUACUUGUGAGACAAGACCCAACACCUACGACAACCUGCACCUCUGCAGUCUCUAAUACACCUUAUGGAUAUAAUUAUGUCAUGCACUGCGCUCAAUUACCAGAUAAUAUAAAUAGGAAUACAAACACGGACGCCAGCGCACCCAUCACGCCUACCUUUGACUAUCUCAGCUCUAAGUCAAAUUUAGAUUUUGACUAUCUCGGAAAUGACGAUUCAUCUCAUGACUAUAGUUACAGUGAAUAUCCAUCAGCAUACGCAGAAAAUACUCAAAGUAGCUCAGAUCCAUAUAAAGUAACGAUGAGCCAUGAAUUGGGUUCAAGUGAAACUGGUAUGGAAAUCGAAACACCAAUUAAACCCCAAAUAGUAAAGCCUUCAGUAACGUCAAUUAAACAGAACGCAAAAGGCGCUUCAGGUGGCAUGUUCGGUUCUAUUUUUGGUAAAGCUGCAGCAGCUGUGCAAUCCGCGACACAAGCUGUCAAUCAGGGUGCUUCCUCUGUUGCAUCGGCUGUGGUGCAAAAGGCAUCGGUACAGCACAAUAUAUUUCCGCCGUACAAAUGCAUAUAUUUUUUGAAUUUAUAUAUUAUUUAG